GCUGUUUAAGCGAAAACCGGGCAGGCAAAACAUUGAACUGUGUUUCUGUCUUUGGCAGGAGGAGUAAAUCGCGACUUACAAUAAUUAAGGCAUAGGGAGUUUUUCGUACUUACUGCCCAAUGUUUCAGCAGCGAUUUUCGCGACUUGGUAAUCUACGAAAUGAAAUUUCUCACGCCAUCCGCCACAAAAGCGACUCUAGUCGACAAAGCAGCACACAGUACUGCCUCGAUUUAGUCAGAAAACAUGAUUAUGAGGGCUUUUUGAGUGCUCUUUUAAUCCCAGACGUGACCCAAAGAACUACAGUCAUUGCGCUGAGGGCAUUUAAUGUUGAGCUAGCUUUGGUGGCCCAAAGGGUGAGCAAUGCCGCCAUCAGUCAAGGCCGGCUUACCUUCUGGCAAGAGUGCCUGGACAGAACGAAUCCCCAUCAACACCCUGUCGCCCUGGAGCUUCACCGAGCAAGAUCAAAGCACAAGUUAAACAAAGCCUUUUUGCAAAGACUCGUCACCAGCAGAGUGAAGCAGCUCGAGAAGCCCGGCCACGAAACCCUUGCCGAUUUGGAGCAAUAUGCGGAAGACACGGUCUCACCCCUUCUUUACCUUUCUCUGCAGUCUGCAAGUGCUCACAAGCUAGAUAAUGAUUACAUGAACGUUGUGAACGCAGCUGGUCGGUUGGGCAAAGCCAUUGGCUUGGCCUACGCCCUCCGAGGAUUAGUCCACGCCCGCCACCCCUCAGAGCUAACCAUACCUAGGGACACCUUUCGAAGACACAAAGUUUCUGCCGAGAAAUUCAUCCGGCAGCAAGGGUCUCAGAAGGAAGUGCAAGACGCAGUAUAUGAAGUUGCGAGACGAGCCUUCAGACAUCUAGACAAAGCUAGGACAGCCAAAGUGCCAAAGGAACUGGUUCCGUUCUUCUUAACUAGUGUCCCAAUAGAUCUUUACUUAAAAAGACUCGAAAGAACAAACUUUGACCCAUUUCACCCAAGUUUGAACAAGAGAUUAGUUACCUUGCACUUCAGAAUGUGGUACAAUAAAGUGACAGGAAAAUUUUAACUUUUUCUACUUUAUUUAGUUGGAGGAAAAUCCUUACAAGUUCAAUUAUGCCUUUUUUAUCUGAAAUAUUUAAGAAGCGUUAAAUUGAUUUGACAAUUAUAUUGGUUCAAAUUAUUUACAUUACAAAUACAACUAACAACAGCAUAAAUU
Messenger RNA from Neocloeon triangulifer, 1199 nucleotides. RefSeq names its product NADH dehydrogenase (ubiquinone) complex I, assembly factor 6 (gene sicily). The record is from RefSeq and is a predicted model, not a curated record. The coding region runs from base 120 to 1049 and encodes 309 amino acids. Lineage: Eukaryota; Metazoa; Arthropoda; Insecta; Ephemeroptera; Baetidae. Gene Ontology annotation, cellular component: mitochondrion. Gene Ontology annotation, biological process: mitochondrial respiratory chain complex I assembly; biosynthetic process. The transcript is spliced from 3 exons.